Molecule: messenger RNA, 1905 nt
Organism: Cricetulus griseus (Chinese hamster)
Lineage: Eukaryota; Metazoa; Chordata; Mammalia; Rodentia; Cricetidae
Source: RefSeq, a predicted model, not a curated record
CACCUGUGUGUUGUGCUCAUCCUAGCAUCCAGGAUGCUUCGACAAAAGGGUAGAGAGUUUGAGGUCAGCCUGAGCUGUAGCAUAGACAUGUCUCAAAAAAGAAAAGCAAUACCUUGUGCAUAGUGAGUGUCAGUAGUAGCCAUUGCUGAGCUAGACUAGAUUUGUCCCAUUGACUCAGAGCACUUGUUGCAAGGCUAAUUUACAUGUCUGCUGUGUUAUUGCGGGGUCAGCAGGACACAACAUGUCAGAUGCUUGUUUUCUGCGCCAGGUGCAUGGGCAGAAAGUAGAAAAGACUAUCUCAUACUUUUGAAUCUGGAUUUUUUAAAUUUUUUUAUUUUCUAGAUUUGAUUCACUUCUGAGGGAAACAAAACAAAAGUGGUCAAUAGCAGCUCAAUGGACCCAGCCCUGAAAAGCAGUGAAUUUGUGAGCAGAGUAUGGGUCCAGUGUGAGAAUGAAAGCUGCUUGAAGUGGAGGUUGCUGUCUCCAGAGGCUGCGGCCAAGGUGGAACACAGCGAGCCGUGGUAUUGCUUCAUGAAUGCUGACUCCAGCCACAACAGCUGCUCGGUGUCUGAGGAGGCUUUUCCUGCAGAGUCUCAGUUCCUUGAAAGUGGGUAUAAGAUUGUCUAUUCCCAGCUUCCUCUGGGAAGCCUGGUUUUGGUGGAAUUACAGAAUUGGCCAAGUUGGCCAGGGAUACUUUGUCCUGAUCCUUUCAAAGGGAAAUAUGUGACUUAUGACCAGGAUGGAAAUGUUGAAAAGUAUCACAUAGAAUUUCUGGGUGACCCCCACUCAAGAGCAUGGAUAAAUGCAAAAUUUGUUGGACAUUAUAGUCUCUCACUAAAGACAGCAGAAUGCACCAGUAAGAAGAGGUGGUACAGAAGUGCUCUUGAGGAGGCGGACCAACUCUCCAGGAAUUCUCCUGAACAAAGACUAGAAGUGUGCUACCUGUCAAAUCGGGAUAGAACCAAAGCAGGUGCCAGAGCUGCUGUGGGGGCCAAGAAAAGGAUGCAAGUUUCCAAAAAUAAUACUGAAAAGAAAAAACCCAAGGUCAGAAAGAGGAAAAGGAAUGCUGCUUUAAAAUGUUCUGUUGAAAAUGUGUGUUCUGAUGAAGCCUUGUCAAAGGAAAACAUGGUUGUCUCUGAGACAGAAGGUUUACUGAAAGAACUGGAGCAGAUGCUGCAGCAAGUACAGGAGCCCCCAGCAAGAGACGACAAAGCAGGGCAAGGGCAGUUGUCUCAGUGCAGCCCGGAAACUCCCACAGGCAGUCCAUUUCAGAGCUACCAUGAAGAGGACUGUUUUGUGACUGAUGGGACAGGACUAAAAGCUGAAGAAUGUAUUGAGCAUAUAACUAACAAUUUUAAAAAGAUAGAUGCCCUAAUAUCUGAAUUUUAGGGUAUUAUUCAAGUAUUUCCAAAAACUAAUUAUAAAAACACUAACAAACUUUAUAUUUUCCUGUUGAACAUUUAAAAAUGUUUAGUGAAAUAAGCAUACAAAAUUAACAUUUGUUGUAAAUUUAUACUUUGUGAAUAUCCAUAGCUUUGGAGCCUAUCAAGUGACAUUUAAGUUAGAAUUUUAGGGCUUAAAAAAUCCUGAUGUUUGUAUUUAUGGUCUUUUUUGUUUGCUUUGAUUUUAGAAUUAUUUAUGAAACUUAUAAACAGGUGCUGUACGAUAAGUAUUCAGGCCCUUCUUCAAAUGUGACUAUUAAAAUGGUUGCCUGUUCUGUUAUCUACCAGUCUCAGAGAGAACUCAAAUGUAACACAUGUAGAAAGUGUUUUUGUAGUUGUCUGGAAUGUUUUAAUUUAUAAGGAAAUAUUUAAAAUGUAGUUAUAUAAUAAAGUUUGAGAAUAAAAGACAAAAUGUCAGUUGUCUCGUUGUACUGCAAACAGGUAUUGUUAUUCAACAUGGUUC